This is a messenger RNA of Marmota flaviventris (yellow-bellied marmot), 4496 nucleotides long. RefSeq names its product MCL1 apoptosis regulator, BCL2 family member (gene Mcl1). Gene Ontology annotation, cellular component: mitochondrial outer membrane. The record is from RefSeq and is a predicted model, not a curated record. NCBI's taxonomy places the organism in Eukaryota, Metazoa, Chordata, Mammalia, Rodentia, Sciuridae. Gene Ontology annotation, biological process: extrinsic apoptotic signaling pathway in absence of ligand; mitochondrial fusion; regulation of apoptotic process. Gene Ontology annotation, molecular function: BH domain binding; channel activity.
AAAAAUAAAUAUUAAAAAAAAAAAAGAAAGAAAACUGGCACAAGCCGGGCAAGAUGACGCACGCCUAUGAUCCCAGCGCCUUGGGAGGCUGAAACAGGAUGGCAAGUUCCAAGAUAUCCUGGUCUCCUGAACUUUAGGAGACCCUGUCUCAAAAACUUCAACCGAGCGCCGCUGAGUAGAACCCCCAGUAGCCGAGAGGAAAAACAGACAAAACCUCUGGCACACAAAAACGGGGGCUCGCGAGUCGGCGCGUGGACGGAGGAGGCACCUGAUCACGUCCAAGACCGCACCAGGCGGUGCCAAGGCGCUCGAGCCCGAGAGCGCGGAACCGCCGUUACGUAACGGGCAGCCGGAGGCCUGGAGAACGGAAGUCGCCGCCCCGGCCCCGCCCGGGCCGGUAAGAGCCAUGCGCAACUCUCCGGAAGCUUCCGCCCCUAUUCCCCUUUUAUGGUUUUUCGGUUUUUUCUGACGCCAGCGCGUAGGACCGGCUCUAAAACCGUGAUCUAGGAGCGCCUCUCCCACUCCUUACUUCCGCCUCCUUCGAGAGAGGAGUCGAGGCCUCCGUAGUCUUCUCGCACGGACUGGAAACUGUGGUGGCGGCGUGCGAUGUUCGGCCUUAAGAGGAACGCGGUCAUCGGACUCAACCUCUACUGCGGGGGCGCCGGGCUGGGGGCCAGCGGCGGCGCCACCCCGCCGGGAGCGCAGCUCUUGGCCGCCGAGAAGGAGGCCGCGGCCCGGCGAGAGGCAGGGGGAGGGGAAGCCGGCGCGCUCUCGGGCGGAAGCUCCCCAGCCGCCCAGGCGCAGGACGCCCGAAGGGUCGCGCGGCCGGUGCCCAUUGGCGCCGAGGUCCCCGACGUCACCGCGACCCCGGCGAGGCGACUCUUCCUCGCGUCCUCCUACUGCGUGUCGCCGCCUGAGAAGAUGGAAGCCCCCGCCGCCGCCAUGUCGCCCGAAGAGGAGCUGGACGGCUACGAGCCCGAGCCCCUCGGGAAGCGGCCGGCGGUCCUGCCCUUGCUGGAGCUGGUUGGGGAGGCCGCCAAGAGCCCCGGCGCGGACGGGUCGCUGCCCUCGACGCCGCCGCCCGCGGAGGAGGAGGAGGACGAGCUGUACCGGCAGUCGCUGGAGAUCAUCUCGCGGUACCUCCGCGAGCAGGCGACCGGCGCCAAGGACGCGAAGCCGCUGCACGGGUCGGGGGCCGCCAGCAGGAAGGCGCUGGAGACCCUGCGGCGGGUCGGCGACGGAGUGCAGCGCAACCACGAGACGGCCUUCCAAGGCAUGCUUCGGAAGCUGGACAUCAAAAACGAGGAUGAUGUCAAGUCUCUGUCUCGCGUGAUGGUCCAUGUUUUCAGUGACGGAGUAACAAACUGGGGCAGGAUUGUGACUCUCAUUUCUUUUGGUGCCUUUGUGGCCAAACACUUGAAGAGCAUAAACCAAGAAAGCUGCAUUGAACCCUUAGCAGAAAGUAUCACAGACGUGCUCGUAAGGACAAAACGGGACUGGCUGGUCAAACAAAGAGGCUGGGAUGGGUUUGUGGAGUUCUUCCAUGUAGAGGACCUAGAAGGCGGCAUCAGAAAUGUGCUGCUGGCUUUUGCAGGUGUUGCUGGCGUAGGAGCUGGUUUGGCGUAUCUAAUAAGAUAGCCUUGUAAGUGCAAUAGUUGACUGUUAACCAACUCCAGCCACCAAAACUUCUGGGAAAUCAAAUGUAUUUAUGGAAGUUGGACUUCAAGCUGCCCAGGCUGUAACCUCCAAGAGUGUCACUCUAGCAACCUAGCCAGAAAGCAAGUGGCAAGAGGAUUAUGUCUAACAAGAAUAAAUACAUGGGAAAAGUAGUCCCCUUUGAAGAAUUCACUGUAUGAAAGAAGCAAAGUUCACUUUCAGCACCAAGCAAACUGGGAGGCCACAGAGGAGGACUGUUAGAUUUAGUGGAAAAACUUAAUUUCCUUGUCUAGAACCAGAAGAGAGGUCAGUAGCCAGACUAGUCAUAAAAUUCAUUAAAUAUGCCCGCCAAAUUCAUUAGUUUCCCAUAGUGUGAAAAGAAAAGUACUAGCGAUGCCAGUGAUCCUAUAAAGAAAAAUUUAAGCUACAAGUAAUUGAGCUAUGACUAGAAGCCUCAUUACUGUGCAACAGUGAAGGGAAGCUUUUCCUCUGUGAUUAGCUUUCCCGGGUAUAUUUUCUUGAAUAGAAGAUCCAAGUGUUCAGGACUUUUAUGCCUGUUCUACUUUGGCUUGAUUUGAAUGAGUCUCAUUAGCAUAGUAAUGGCCAUGAAUACUUGACUUAAGGUUCAUUUAGUUACAAAUGUGGAAUAUUCUCAUUUUUUUUUUAGGACAGAAACAGCUUGUAAAUGUAUUUGUCUGUAAAAAUGUGUAUAUUUUUACAGAGAAAAUAUUUCUGCGAACAUAAAGGGAGAAAAGUCUUGAAUUUAAAUUUUGAAAAUUGUAAUUUCUGUAGUUAGGAAUCUAUUUCUUCUUACAGCUUUUCUAUUCUAAACUUUCUCCAGUUCAGUUCUAGAGUAUAUACAGAACCAAUUUGUAAUUGUAUGCAACCUGGUUGUAGUGGGACAAAUCUGAUUUAUAACUAUGCAGGCUUUAAUUUUCCAAUCUGGUAUUGGUAAGUAUUCCUUAGAUAGGUUUUUAUUUGAAAACCUGGGAUUAAGAAGUUGUGGAAUGAAAAUUAAUCCUUUCAUUUGGUUAUGUAUGGGUUUUCAAUAAUUGAGUCUAAGUGGAGUUUUGAGAGGUUGUUUUUAGGGGUGGGGGGAGUAGGCUAGUGACUUAGAAAUAAUGGGCUCUGAUUAGGCAACUAAUCAUUUGAGUUCCUUACAUUUGACCUAAUUUAACUGGUAAAAUUUAGACUGAGUGAAUGAGCUCAUCUUUAAAGCUUUUACUGAAAGAUUUUCAGCUGUUCCAAGUGGGACUUGUUAGCAUUGUUUAUAAAAAGAUAACAUCAGGUGGAUGAAAGACAUUUGAUCCCUUGUUUGCCUAAUAAGUUGUAAAAUGAUGGCUUGGAAAAGCAGGCUAGAGUCUUAACUAUGGUGCUAUUAUGGGGCUUGCUUGUUCAAACACAGGUUUAAGCCUCAUACAUCAAUAAAAGAAAUACUGAUUCUUUUCUAUUAAUGAUUCCCAAGCUUUGUUUUGAAUUUUUCCAUUGUCAUCUCUGUUGAUUUCAAACCUGAUGUUGUAUUGAACACAUUUACUUCCUCUCCUUUGUUGAAAUAUAUGCUGCUUGUUCUGCUCCCUCUUCAGAUAUUUAUAUCAAUGUCUACAUCUUUACCCUGCCAUCCCUGAAUUUUACUAGACCUGUUAAUUUUCAGCACUAUGCACCUGAGUGACCCCUUUCCUCCCUAAUGCCCCCCCCCUUCCCCCAAGAGUCAGCAGAUCUUCAUCUUUUAUGGAUUUUAUCCUGUUGAGAGGUAGUGAUGGGUGCUGGAACAAGAAGUCGAUGGUGUUGGGAGGAAGUCUCUUUUUCUUGGAUUGAUAACUUUUCAGUUGCUUUAAACCUGUUCUGUGGGGGAAAAGGUUUCAAAAGUCCUUUUAAGAAUUUUCAGGAGAACAUCAUUUUACAUUGGCUUUCUGAGGUCCCAUUUGUAUAUGAGUAAGCUCACUUGAAUUUUACCUAAAGAAGUGAGCUGUGUUAAAACAACCUCAAAGAGUCUUUAUAAAAGCUAGUGGUAAACUGAAGAAAGCUGUUGUAACAAGAGUCAUUUGAAAGCUUCAGCUCCAAAACAUGACCUUUAGUCUGUGGACUCCAGAUAAAAAUAGGUAUGAAUAAAAUGACUAAGAAUGUAAUGGGGAAGAAUUGCCUUGCCUGCCCAUCUCCAGAGCCAUAAGGUCAUCUUGCUAGAGCUAUUUUUAACCUAUGUAUUUAUCGUUCUUGAUCAUAAGCCAAUUAUUUAUAUCAUGUCUGUCUCUAAGGACCUAAAAGCACUUUAUGUAGUUUUUAAUUAAUCUUAAGAUCUGGUUUAGGUGACUAAAAGGACUGUCUCCCCAUAUCCAGUUGUGGAAAUAAGGCAUAGACAUAAAUUGGUGUUUAGAAGCACCACUUCCCAAUUCACUAGGCGUGACUUCUGAAACGUACAUAGACUGGAUGUUAGUUGGUAUUUGGGGUCCAGAACACUGAGGGGUUAGGGAGCCCAAAUGGUUUGGGAAGAGGGGGAACAAUUGGUUUAUAGGGAGAAGAGGCACGUGGUCCAAGUGCUGACUAGCUGCAUAGUUCAGGCAAAUCCUCCAGAAUGGAAAAGGGAGGAGCUGCUUGAAAUGGCUUUCUCAGCGACUUCUGUUUGUUUUCUGCUUCUCUCAGGGAAAAACAUGCAGUCCUCUAGUGGUGUCCAUGUACAUUCUAUGGGGUGAACACUUUGGUUCUGGUUAAACAGCUAGUGUUUUUGACAGCUGUUCCAGGAAGAAUUGGGACCAACUACAAAUCAAUGUGGGUUGUAAAAUGUAGUGUUUCCCUAACUUCUGUUUUUUUUUCCUGAGAAAAUAAAAAAAAUCAUUUUUUUUCCC